AUGGCCGAGCUGGAGGGCUCGCCCAGCGGCCGCCGCUCUAAGAAGAAGGCCAAGGCCAAGGCGAAGAAGGGGGACGAGAAGGCGCGGGCGCAGCAAGCGGGUGCGCGGAGAGAAGGCCGUGCGGCGGGCGUGACCGGCGGCCCGCCCCCUUCCUGUCUGCAGGACGAGGGGAAGAAGCCGAAGAGUGCGAUCGCGGAGAAGCUGCGUGCGGCGCAGGAGGCGCGCGCGCGCGAGGAGGCCGCCAUGACGCUCGCUCAGGAGCUAGCCGAGGAGGCUCAGCGGCUCGACAAGGCUCUGGCCGUGGUGCGGUUCAGCGACAUGCUCGAGGACGUCGGCGUAGUUUCUGUUUCGGAGAUCGACGAGCUGGUCGCCAAGUCGGCGGCGGCUGCGGCGGACUACUCCGAGUACGACCGCAUCCUCAAGAUUGGAGACGCCGCACUCUCACUGAGGAGCGGCGCCGCCGCCUAA
Messenger RNA from Emiliania huxleyi CCMP1516, 468 nucleotides. RefSeq lists its product as hypothetical. NCBI's taxonomy places the organism in Eukaryota, Haptophyta, Isochrysidales, Noelaerhabdaceae. The coding region runs from base 1 to 468 and encodes 155 amino acids. The transcript has 4 exons. The record is from RefSeq and is a predicted model, not a curated record.